AUGACAGAUGACAGUGAUGCUGGUGACUGGUUUGGUGGUGGUGUUACUGUGGCGCUUGUGGUGGUGGAGAGGACGUGCUCUGUUCCUGGUGGUGUUGUUGCAGCUGGCUGUGGUUGCUCUUCCUCUUCUCUGCCGCUUUUGUGUUAUGUCUUCUCCUUGUUCAGUCACCUUGCUUCUUUGUUUCUUCUUCCAAACGACAGUUCUAAGGGCAAGCUUGUUCUGAAGUCAAUUUCUUUUCCUAAAAUUAUAGGCUGUCCUUGUUUACAGGCUCGGAAUGAAGAGUUUUCUGCUGUCUUUAACCUUCAAGAUUACAAAGCAUCUCGUGAGAAGUGUUACAAGCAAAUACAGGCUGCCAUAGUCAAGUAUCGAGAAAUAAAGAAGAACAUCAACGAGGGAUUGAAGUUUUAUGUUAGUCUUCAGGAUGCCAUCACCAAUAUCAAACAGCAGUGCAGUGAUUUUGUGAUGACCAGAAGUAUCCAGUGUCAAGAAAUGAUUGAAGAUGUACAAAGACAAAUGGCUGGACUAAGUUUUCAAGACCAUAAGAAUGCAGGCUCAUACAGCUAUCCUGCAGUAAACCAGCCCCAUCAAACUCAAAGAUCCAGUUCACAUCCUCCAUCAGAUCCUCAAAAUGUUCCGCAUCCGCAUCCUCAGCCCCAGACACAGUACUUUCAGCCUCCUGGGCAGUCUACAAUACCUGGUUAUGCUCACCCUCCUCCCCCUUACACAACACCACUGCAGCCGCCACCUUAUCAUAUGCCCCCUGCUCCAGGUGCUCCUUACCCGCCUCGACAGGUUCAGCAACCACCAACAAACCAGGAGUAUGGUCACCCUGCCUAUCCAGGGUGGCGGGGCCCAUACUACAAUGCCCAUGGACAACAACCUGGAUCUCUUGCUCGGCCUACUUACACUAAUCCAGGUCCAUACCCUCCCCCUCACCAAGACUAUUAUAAACAAUAGUUUUCUUUUGACUUAAUAAUUUGAUCAUCUAUCGUGUGUUAUUUUUGUUGCUUGAUCUCAUCCUUGGUGGGAUAGAUUGGAUUUAGCUAGAGCAUUUGGUUGCAAAGUGUGAUUAUCAUGAAUAACCAUUGGCUUUGAAUAAUCUCUGUACAUGUUAUGCAUGUGUAUAUCUUGUUAAUUCAAACAUACAGAGGUGAUGCAGUAUAAAGAUAAAUUUCCAUUAAUUUAUUUGUAAUUUUAUUA
Messenger RNA from Populus euphratica (Euphrates poplar), 1200 nucleotides. RefSeq names its product programmed cell death 6-interacting protein-like. The transcript has 5 exons. Gene Ontology annotation, cellular component: endosome. Gene Ontology annotation, biological process: protein transport to vacuole involved in ubiquitin-dependent protein catabolic process via the multivesicular body sorting pathway. The record is from RefSeq and is a predicted model, not a curated record. The coding region runs from base 1 to 957 and encodes 318 amino acids. Lineage: Eukaryota; Viridiplantae; Streptophyta; Magnoliopsida; Malpighiales; Salicaceae. Gene Ontology annotation, molecular function: protein binding.